This is a messenger RNA of Vicia villosa (hairy vetch), 1332 nucleotides long. RefSeq names its product phytohormone-binding protein CSBP-like. The transcript has 2 exons. Gene Ontology annotation, molecular function: abscisic acid binding; protein phosphatase inhibitor activity; signaling receptor activity. The record is from RefSeq and is a predicted model, not a curated record. Gene Ontology annotation, biological process: defense response; abscisic acid-activated signaling pathway. Bases 846 to 1313 code for a protein of 155 amino acids. NCBI's taxonomy places the organism in Eukaryota, Viridiplantae, Streptophyta, Magnoliopsida, Fabales, Fabaceae. Gene Ontology annotation, cellular component: nucleus; cytoplasm.
UUAGGUUGGGUAAUUGGGUGGAUGAGUUUAAAAAAAGAAAAAAUCCAUUAAAAAAUCAGAGUUUUGGGUAAAAUCGAACUCAAAUCCAAAAAAUCUGCUGUCUCACUAAUUUAAUAUUUAUAGUUUUUGUUCACAACUGUAGUAACUAAGGUGAUUCUUAUUAAUAUUUCUAAAAAAUAUAUAAAUUUUAAUAUUUUUGUUUACAAUCUUUUAUCAUAUUUUAUUUCACACACUUAGUUAUUUGGUUACUAAAUACAAGUGACAAUUAAGUGUGAUUAUUUUCCAUUCAAUUUAUAAUUGUUAUUUUUUAUGACAAUUAAAGUAUAUUUUAAUCAUUAUGAAAUAUCUAACUUUUUCAAUUUUGUAAGUGUGUUUUUAUGUUAAAUAUAUAUUUAGUAGUUAUGUAAUUUUUCUUAAAAUGACCACGUUAACAAUUAUUUAUUUCUUUUUAUUUAUUAAUUUUUGUUAUAGAAGAUAAAUUCAUUAUUACUUUAAUGACCAAUCACAUUAUUCCUUUCAAUGCAAUAAAUAAAUCUCACUCACAUUUUAUAAUGGUUUAUUUCUUAAAUAGAUAAAAAUCUCGAAAUACCAUAUAAAAUAAUAAUAAUAAUAAUAAUUUUCUGUUUUUCAAAAUUUGAUUUCCUCUUUUUACAAAUUUUAAUUUUAUAAAUAAAACUUUCCAACAAAUAAAAUAAUACAACUUUAACACUGAUUAGAGGAAUCACAAUUUUAACUAGCUUCCAUAUUUAUGUUGAGAUUCCUUUUGUAUUUAUCAUAAGUAUCCGAAACUUAGUAUUAUAUAAUAACCUUUUUGUUCCAUUAAAAUCAAAGUGUGAACCGUUAUCAUGACAAAAGAAUUCAACCAGCAAGCUGAGAUUUGUGUAAGGUUAGAAACCUUGUGGCAUGCUCUGUCCAAAGAUUUGAUAGUAACAAUUCCGAAGAUCAUACCAAACAUUGUGAAAGAUCUCAAAGUGAUUGAAGGAGGUGGAGGAGUCGGUACUGUCUUGCUUUUCACUUUCUUCUCAGGUGUAUCUCCAGUAAGUUACCAGAAGGAGAAGAUAACAGAGAUUGAUGAUUCAUCCCAUGAAAUUGGAUUACAAGUGAUUGAAGGAGGAUAUUUGAAUCAAGGUUUCUCAUACUAUAAAACAAGUUUCAAGCUAUCUGCCAUAGGAGAUGAUAAGACUUUGGUUAAUGUGAAGAUCUCAUAUGAUUAUGAGUUGGAAGUUGAGGAAACUAGUUUUCCAUUGAAAACAUUAGAAUCUGCUUUACAUUUUCUUAAAUGCUUAGAAACACAUAUUAUGAAUGAUGCUUGAGCAGUAUUAUUUUAUCUGU